Molecule: messenger RNA, 954 nt
Organism: Coffea eugenioides
Lineage: Eukaryota; Viridiplantae; Streptophyta; Magnoliopsida; Gentianales; Rubiaceae
Exons: 1
Coding region: 34-651 (205 amino acids)
Source: RefSeq, a predicted model, not a curated record
ACGUUCUGCACUCGGUUGAAUUAGCGCCGCGGUAUGCCAACCUCUCCUCGUCUUUUUUCACUUCCUCACUCUCCAGACUACACGUAUCUCUCCCUCCCAGUAUAUCAGCAUCGCCACCGCAACCUCUCUAGCUGCAUUUUUACACACACUCACACACUAGAAGAGAAAAUAAAGGAAAGAAAUUCUAGACUAAUGGAAUUGGAUGACGAUCACAACCCAGCCUCUCCACAUUCACUCAAAUCCAAGCUCAAAGACUCGCUCUGCUUCUACUGCUGCUUCCGCCGCCACCACCACGGCCAUCGCCAGGUUCUAGACUCUCCAACGGGACCGCCAACACCUCCUCUGCCGUCAGAUGACAAGCCCACUUUGCUCUGGCUGAAAACAAGGAAGGCCCAUGAUUUGAAAGACGAUAUAAAGGACAAGUGCAUGAUGGUUUUCGGCCGCGUUGGAAAUGGAAUCAACAGGCAUCAUAAAAGACACCCGUCUGCUGAAUUCAGAUACGACCCGCUGAGUUAUUCGCUGAAUUUCGAAGAUGGGUUCGACGAGGACGAUGAAUAUCCGUUGAGGAAUUUCUCCGCCAGGCUUCCUCCUUCCCAGCCUGUUGAAGCCUUGCCUGCUGUAAGAGAAAUCGCAGCUAUUAGCUGCAGAUGAAAUACUAGCAGUACAGAGUAAAAAAUUUAUGUUUCUUUUUCUGCUCAUGGAAACAUCAGAGUGUUUAAUAUAUUGAAUUUGAUAGAUAUUUCUGUUUCCUACUAAAUUCUUUCUUCGGUGUUUUGGUAGUCGGUUUUCAUUUAUGGUCAGGCUCAGCAUCAAAAAGUCCCAAAAAACAAAAAACAAAAAAAAAUUGGGCAGGCUGGGUAUGCCGUACACACCUGUACGGAAUGUUCUGUUCGACAUUCCUUCGUUUUAGUAGCUUUCUGUAGAUUUAUGGCGUUGCUGGUGAAGUUUUUGGGA